AUGAGUUCGAAUCGUUGCAAUGUGUGCGGUGGCCCAGACAUGAAUCUAGUAGACGGCUUUUACUACUGCGUUGAAUGUGGUACUCAAAAUGAAAAUAUUCAAGAGCACAUCGUGGACAAUAUUGUUUUGGGGGACGGCACAAUGGUCAAAUUUAAAACGAAAAAAAUUCGAAAGGAAAAGGAAGACGUAGAGAUGAGUCCUGAAUGGUACAAAUGGCAUGCUUUCAACUACAUUAUUUCGGGUCUGACAGAUGAAUUAAUUACUGCUGGUGCAGAGCCUACAGUGAGAAGUAAAAUACUUUGGAUAUGGAUUAGAUAUGUAAAAAAGUUUCAAGUAAAAAGCAUGGGACAUAUAAGUUUGUUCCACGCUGACAGUGAUAAGGAGAAUGUGGAAUCGGCAACACAUGAUACAAAUAAAAAUACAGAUGAAAGCUCUAGAGACAGAAUUUCUUUUGAGGAAGAUGAACACAAGCUACACAGUGAUGUGCGGAAAAGUUGCAAAACUAUGUAUGCAAAUGAGAAUUGUGAUGAUGUUUCAGAUAGUGAUGAAGAAAUUUUUGGUGAAUUAAAUAGUGAUGAUGAUUGUAGCAGUGAUGAGGAAUGCAACACAAUUGUAAAUAAAAGAAAAAGAAGAUUUGAACAUUUUGUUAGCAUAGAUCCUAUAACAAAGGGUGUUAUUAUUAGUAUUUUAAAUGCUGCUUUAAAUUUAGACAAAAGUAAUAUUCAACUUUCCCAUUUAAGUAGGUUAAUCAAAAGCGGUCAUAUCAAUAUAGAUGAUUGUAUUAAGUACAUACCUGAAGAUCUAAACAAAACAAAAAUUCCACAGUUUGCUACUUUUAUGCGUUCAUUGAAGAAAGAAUAUUCAUCUGGUCGUAUCUGUUAUGUUACAAAGAAUCUUUUUAAAACUCUUGAUUUGGGCUCACCGUUAACACCAAAUUUAGGAAAGAUGAUUGAUGAUUAUAUAAAAGAAUUAUGUUUGCCAAAUGAAUUUCAAAACUUGGUUGAAUCUCUAAUGUUUCAGUAUCCUUUCUUUAAAAAUCUUGGACUUGAUUGCACAUAUGAUUUUGAAGCCAUAUGUAUGAGUUAUAUCAUUGUAGCAUUAAAAAUGUGUUUUGGUUUAGAUGCAGAUUAUGAGAUCAGAUUAUCUGAAGUUGUUGAUAAUAUUAACCAAAAAAAUAACUAUCCCAAAUCCUAUGCAUUUACAGAAAGGUCUGAAAAUAACAGAAGACUGUUUUCUUUUAAAGAAUGGAGUGAAUACUUGAGAGCAAGGAAAAUGAUUGUAUGCAAACAUAACUUGUUCAUAGCAAAUCUUUACAAAUCUGAAACAACUGACGAUUAUAUAUUUUUAGAACAUCUACCAGAAAGAUCUGCAGUCCCACCUACCUUAAGCCAACAAGUGACAAUGGAUAUUCUAAACAAAAUUCCACUGCUUUCUCCAGUAUCUGUAAUACCUAAAAAUGAAUUUGACCUUAUAUUUACUCCCCUAACUACAGGUACUGAUGUCAUACUAGAAUAUAUACAAGAUCCUGAAUUACGGUUGGUAUUAAGCGAAGACUUUACACAGUAUUCUUUGGAUUAUGCUGUUAAAAACCUUAAUUUAAAAGAAAAUGAUGAUACAAAAAAUAUUGUAAAAGGUAUCAGUUACGCUAAUAAAAUAAAAAAUAAAAAGGGUCAUGAAAGUGCUAAGGCUUUUCAUGUAUUCCACGAAAGGGAUAGCAAAACCACAGAUGUGUAUGUUUCUUUUUGGGAAAAAGAAAAUUUCGAACUAACCCUUGAAGAACAAGAAGAACAAACAAUUGAGAAUAUAAAGUAUGAAGAUUCCAAAUCGGAAACAGUUUGUAACAAUGAUAGUGAUACGGAUUCUUCAAGUAUUCUUCUCAGUAAUGAACGACAAAUAACAUUUGUUGAUUUUCCAAAUGCAACUAUCUACGAUGAUGAUGAUAAAUCGGAAGUAAAGCAAGUUAUUGAAGAAUUAUCAUCAGUUAGAGGAGAUAGUUUUAUUGCAUCACCUAAUACUUUUGAUCAGAAUAGACCAGAAAACACUGAUGGCGAUCCUGUUUUACCAACAAAUUUUGAUCGCAAAGCUAUUGUUGACGAUCUUUUAAAAAUCGCCUGUAAGAAAUACAAUCUUAGGUUACCAAAACCAAGAUCAGAGAGGAAACCCCUUCCCGAAGGUAGAGGUCAUAACAAAAGGAAAGAGAAAAUUAGAAAUUAUAAUAUUAUGGCUAAGUAUUAUAAACUUCUUGAAAAUAACCUAAAUAAUACAAAUAAUUCUCUAAGUAAUUUCAAUAAUACUACACUUAACCACCAUGACGAUAGUAUGCAAAGAAUGGAUGAAGACGAACUCAACCGUACAACACAAGAACCUACAGAUAUAAACAACGACCUAAGUAAAACUGAGGUUGUUAUGAAUGAUACUGAAGUUUUAGGGAAUAGUGUAAUCAGUGAUGAAGAAUCUUUAAACUCUUAUGAAGAACACGAUACAGAUGAACCUGAAUACACAUUCCCCCUGCCUGCCGAUAGUGAAAUUAUUGAAAACAAAGAUAAAAUGUCAGAAUUAAACAAAUCUAUAAACAGAAUACUCACCAAAGAGACGACACGGCUUGGGGAGCCACCAGCUAAGAAAUUGAAGGAGUCAAAAAUUGAGAAAAAGAUUAUAGAAGGAGAAAGAAUAUACUGCGGUAGCAAGAGGAAUUUAAAAAGCAUUAACUAUUGGGUAGUUUGGUUUAACAACCUGCCUGGUAUUCAAAGUCUGCAUGGGGCGUUUAAUAAGGAAUUAUAUGAACACUUUCCACAUAGCUUCAGUUAUAUUUUACAUGAGUGUGGAUUACUUAUUGACUGCUGCCCUUCGAGACUCUACCGUGCAAUGCAAGUUGUGGAGAAAUUAAUCGCAAGCGACUUGAACUAUUAUACUAAACGUUUUCACAUGUAA
Molecule: messenger RNA, 2931 nt
Organism: Leptosia nina
Lineage: Eukaryota; Metazoa; Arthropoda; Insecta; Lepidoptera; Pieridae
Source: the annotation of a GenBank genome assembly